UUUUAAAUUAUCAUCCGUUUUUUUUUUAUCUUCAAUCCUGAACAAUAUGUAUGCUUCGUUGUCUUCUACUUUUGCUUUGGUGGCCAGUCUUUUAGCCACAAGUCAAUUGGUGUCAUCAACAUCAACCCAUAAUUGGUGGGAUACUCCUAACAACUUUGGCAAUAUUUCUCAAAUCGAAUCAUCCAUCCGUGUUCCUCAAGGUUCUGAUCCUACCAAUACUUAUUGGAUGGCCAAUGGAUGGGACGGUGGCUAUAUGGGCAUGCAGCACAAUUCCGGUACUGAACGCAGGAUUUUGUUUGCUGUAUGGGAUGAUGGCAAUGGCAGUCAAGUCAAAGGUAUUAAAAAGGGCAAGAAUGUGCUUGUGGAAGGCUUUGGUGGUGAAGGUACUGGAUCUCAUGCUCGUUACUUGUACAACUGGACUACCGGUGAAACUGUCUACUUCCGUGUGUCUGCCAAGGUUAAUUAUGCUAGUCGAUACACCGAUUAUACCGGUUACUGGCGUGCUGAAGGUGUGAAUAACAACAAGUGGAAUUUGGUUGCUACCUUCCGUGCCUUUGACAUUACAAAAUGGUUAUCUGGAGUUUAUGGCUUUUUGGAAAACUUUGGUGGUGAUAGAUCGGAAAUCAGAGAAGGUUUCUAUGGUAACUUUACCAUCAAAAACGUAGCUGGCAAGGUCAAUAAACCAUCCGGUGUCACUUACUCUCAUACUACCCCUGAAGCUGAUUCUAACUAUGAAUACAAGUUUGUCAAUGGUGAAUCUUAUAUGCGUACCGAUGGCCCCAAGGAUCAAGGUAUCUAUCCUCCUACAAACCCUCAAUAGUUUUAGUUUAGAUCUUUUUGUUUUUUGUUCAAUCAAAUAAAAUGAUCAUUUCUUGAUUUAAAAACUAUGA
Halteromyces radiatus is the source of this 890-nucleotide messenger RNA. RefSeq lists its product as uncharacterized. NCBI's taxonomy places the organism in Eukaryota, Fungi, Mucoromycota, Mucoromycetes, Mucorales, Cunninghamellaceae. The transcript has a single exon. The record is from RefSeq and is a predicted model, not a curated record. The coding region runs from base 47 to 820 and encodes 257 amino acids.